AGUUUAAAGUAGCAAGUUAAGACAGCUAGCUAGUUAGCUGAUGAAGUAAAAUAUAUUCAUAUACGAUUCAACAACUAAUUCAGAUCCAGUUGUUUAUUGACUUAUCGCCUCGACAAUGAUUCUACACCGUGUCUUUAACUUGACAUUGCUCGUUUUUGCGGUCCUUGUGUCGCUAAGCAACGCUAGAAUACACGGUCUAGUUCUGAAGAAUGAAACACGGUUUGUGGUCCACCUCAACACAUUUGGUUACUUUGCAAAUGGAACUCUGGAAGUCAGACUCAAAUCCCUUUAUCUUCCACAAGAGAAGAAGAGUGAUUAUGCAAACUAUGCUGUGGGCUUCAGCCUGUCCAGGGCACGUGUGAAUGGUGUGUUCUCCUACCCAGCUGAGAACAUGGAUCGGUGCACUCUCUCCAAAACCAAGAGUGACGAUAACCUUAUUCUCUUCAUCAUCGACACACGCAAUCUCAGUGUCCAUGUAACGUCCUUCGGCAAACUGGACGCCAUCUUAAAAUCUGACUUAAAGAAAGAGGAGAAGCAAGUGCGGAAGAGACGGGAAGAUACUGACCCAAAGCCUGGUUCAGAUCAGAGUCCCAGUAAGUCUGUUGGGGGAGACAAAGUUAACAAGAAACCAGAGGAGGUGGAUGAGAAGAGCAAAAUGCCAGUCGCCAGUCAGGUGAACAGCUUGAAUGGAAUGACACUGGCCCUGAAUAAGAAAGAAGAUUACUCCUACAACUUCACAUUUCACAUCACCAUGGGCGACCUUUCCCAAGGCCUGUACAGUCUGGCCUUCCAUAACUGCUACAACAUGAGGCCGGGUAUCCUCAGUCCCUACUCUAUCAGUGUGGAGAUUGAGGAGAAGAAUCCAGCAGGCUUCCUCUCAGCAGCGGAGAUUCCACUACCACGACUGUACAUCUGCAUGGCUGCCAUGUUCCUCUCUGCAGCCAUCAUCUGGACAUGCGCGCUACUGAAAGACAGGUACAGCGUUUUUAAGAUCCACUGGCUGAUGGCAGCUUUGGCCUACACUAAAGCACUGUCACUGGUUUUCCACAGUAUUAACUAUCACUUUAUCAACACAGAGGGACAUCCAAUAGAAGGCUGGGCAGUCAUGUACUACAUUACCCACCUACUGAAGGGGGCGCUACUCUUCAUAACACUGGCUCUUAUUGGGACAGGCUUUGCCUUCGUUAAAUACAUCUUGUCUGACAAGGAGAAGAAAAUCUUCAUGAUUGUCAUCCCUUUGCAGGUGCUGGCUAACGUGGCCUACAUAAUCAUUGAGGAGACAGAGGAGGGGGCAAGCGAGUAUACACUGUGGAGGGAAGUCCUCUUCCUUGUUGAUCUCCUCUGCUGCGGGGCCAUCCUCUUCCCCGUCGUCUGGUCUAUUCGACACCUUCAGGAGGCUUCUAACACAGAUGGCAAAGCUGCAAUGAAUCUGGCCAAGCUGAAGUUGUUCAGACAUUACUAUGUGAUGAUUGUGUGCUACAUCUACUUCACGAGGAUCAUCGCUAUCCUGUUAAAGAUGACCGUACCCUUCCAGUGGCAGUGGUGCCAAGAGUUUCUAAUAGAGGUGUCCACUCUGGUGUUCUUUGUGUUGACGGGCUUCAAGUUCCGCCCGGCCUCCAACAACCCUUAUCUGCAGCUCCCACAGGACGAGGAGGACGUGGAGAUGGAUGAAGUUGUGACAGAAUCUGGAGCAUUAGAGGGCAUCUCUAAGGUGAAGAAAACAUCUAAUGGACGAGAGAGACAGAGAGAGCCAGCCUUGUGAUUAUGAUGUGACAGGGGAAGGAUCUUGGACUGUUAAACUCUCCCCUCGACCAUUCUACCUAUG
Messenger RNA from Electrophorus electricus (electric eel), 1825 nucleotides. RefSeq names its product G protein-coupled receptor 108 (gene gpr108). Gene Ontology annotation, biological process: transport. Lineage: Eukaryota; Metazoa; Chordata; Actinopteri; Gymnotiformes; Gymnotidae. The record is from RefSeq and is a predicted model, not a curated record. Gene Ontology annotation, cellular component: Golgi apparatus; membrane.